Molecule: messenger RNA, 954 nt
Organism: Trichoderma gamsii
Lineage: Eukaryota; Fungi; Ascomycota; Sordariomycetes; Hypocreales; Hypocreaceae
Product: phosphoglycerate mutase
Exons: 5
Coding region: 1-954 (317 amino acids)
Biological process (GO): ribose phosphate biosynthetic process
Molecular function (GO): sedoheptulose-bisphosphatase activity
Source: RefSeq, a predicted model, not a curated record
AUGGCUGCUCCCCGCGUCUUCAUCGUCCGCCAUGGAGAGACUGAAUGGUCACUCAACGGCCGACAUACAGGCAGCAGCGACAUUCCCCUGACGGCCAAUGGAGAGAAGCGAAUCAUUGCUACAGGCAGAGCUCUUGUGGGCGAUGACCGUUUGAUUGUCCCUCGACAGCUGUCGCAUAUUCUGAAGAACGUUUCUGUCGACCAAUGGAUCGUCUAUUUGUUGUUCUCGACUGGCUACUACACCAAACUUCUCUUUUCCUUUACUUCUUUUGGGUUUCCUCUCGGCAAGGCACAUAAGCUCGUGUCUCGUCUUCAUCCCGAACACCGUCUAGUCGAAAACCACAGUUGGCGCGGUAUCCUUUACUUCGCCUACGUCUCUCCCCGGAAACGAGCCCAACGGACAUUUGAGUUGCUCAAUAUUGGAGUAUCUGGGCCAUUACCCUGGCAACUACACGGCGGCUCUGCUGGCGGUGGCCUUAAAUGUGGCGCCACAGUCGAAGUUACCGAGGACAUUCGAGAGUGGGACUACGGCGACUACGAAGGCAUCACAAGCCCGGAGAUUCGCAGAAUGAGAGCCGAGCAAGGCAUUGAGGGAACUUGGGACAUUUGGAGAGAUGGCUGUCCAGGAGGAGAGAGCCCCCAAGAUGUCACUGAUCGUCUAGACCGUCUCAUUGCCGAUAUCCGUAAAAAAUAUCAUGAGCCUGCACUCAACUCGUCCGACGGCCAGCUCCCGCAUAAGAAAUCCGGCGACGUUCUCAUCGUUGCACAUGGACACAUUUUACGAGCCUUUUCGAUGCGCUGGGCUGGCAAGACCCUACAGGAUGGCCCAGCAUUCUUACUCGAAGCUGGUGGAGUGGGCACUCUGAGUUACGAGCAUCACAACAUUGACGAGCCAGCCAUCCUUCUUGGCGGAGCCUUUGUUGUCGACAUCUUAGAAAAGGAGGCCCAGGCUUGA